Messenger RNA from Pieris napi, 1519 nucleotides. RefSeq names its product coiled-coil domain-containing protein 28A. The transcript has a single exon. The record is from RefSeq and is a predicted model, not a curated record. The coding region runs from base 253 to 849 and encodes 198 amino acids. NCBI's taxonomy places the organism in Eukaryota, Metazoa, Arthropoda, Insecta, Lepidoptera, Pieridae.
UUUACCUGUGGUGUUUAUCUCAGCUGGUGUACUGUAAAUGUAAACUGUGUAAUGAAGAACAAAUAUUUUACAAACAACAAAUAUUUAUUUACAAAGUUUACUAUUCUAAUUUAAUUCAUACGCAUUAAUCUGUAUUGUAUUUAAAAAAUUGAGUUAAAAUAACGUACUAGAAAUCCAUAAAACGAAUAACUCUCCUAAAUAUUUUGUAAUGCAAAAUAACUGAUAAUUGUGUAAUAUAAAAACGAAAUCUACAUGAGCUUAGAUUUGGAACAAAGUAUCGAAACACAACAACUAAUGCAGAAUGAGGGGGAAGAUGAGGAGCCGAAGGUUUCUCCAACAGCAACCUCUCCGGUAACUAGUAAUAAAAUGUCGAGCGGUGCAGCAAGUCUUACAUCUAAAAAUGCUCAGGGUUUCUCAAACACAGCCAACAGUCUUAAUGAUUCCACUAAAAUGUCGUAUGUCAAUGAAAGAAGACAACAUCGUGACUUCAUGCGUUCCUACAAUAAUAGGCCUAAGCAUAUACCUAAAGAAACACCAGAUGUCAAGCACAUGGAGAAGGCUCUUUUAGAUUUACUUGAAGAUUUCCAUACAGGAAAAUUAAGUGCAUUUAGUACAGGCUGUAGUAUGGAACAAAUGGUUAAUGUUAGGGAUCAGCAAGAGCAUUUGGCUCGGCUGCAUUUUAAAUUAUAUGGUGAUCCAGAGAAACCAUCUGAGGACAAUUUUGAAAACUCUUCACCAAAAGAUAAGAUGACUCAACUUGUACAGAGUUUAGAGCAAUUGUCUGCAUCAAUUGAACAUUUGCAGUCAGAUGAAGCUGUUAGUUCUAGUAAUGAUAAAAAAGAGUCAUAAAGAUCAAUGUUUUUUUUUUCAUUUCUUUCUGGAUAUGUAUAUAAAGAUAAAUAAUAUAGUAGAAAUAUUAUAUCUUAUUAAAUAUAAAACAGUUUCUGUGUAAAACAUGAAGUUACUCAAUAAAAUUGUUGUAAUAAAAUAUAGAUGAACAAUGUAUGAAACUAUUUCAGAUUUGAAUUAUUCAUUCAUACAUUUAAUAUGUUAUAGUAAUAUUAAUUUUUUGCUUUAAUGUAUGUACAUAGUAACUGUGUGUGUUAAUAUUAGGUGAUUUCAUUAGUAUGGUCUCUAACUAAUUAAAUAAAAAUAUAUUGUAUUAUUAGCUAACAUAUUUUAUUGAUUAAUUAUUUAUCUUCAAGUAUGGCUUAUAAAAUGGUUAUGCAUAUUUUUAAUGUCACUGCAGCCCUGUUGAAUAUAUAUAUAUAUUUUUAUAUGUGAAUUUUGAUUGUGUCCUAUUAAGUAACACUCCAGACGCUGUGGAAGAUGAUAGGAUGUGUCAAAAUAAAUAAUUCUAAUGUUUGGCUACAUAUAAUUAAUUUUUUUUUUAUAAUCAUGGUUAAUUUUUAAUUUUUUUAUCUAUUAUUAAAUAGUUAAUUCUUCUGACUUGGUGAUCUUCUAUUGAUUCCGUUUCUAUCAAAUUACUGCGACGAAAUAAAUAAUAUCUCAAAUUUCA